CGGCAUAAUGGGAACUAUCCUCUCGAAGGUAUAACCUUCUUCUCUUCUAGCGAGGGCCCUAUAAGUACCGAUUCCCAUAAACUAAACAACAUUUACAGUAUCCACCAUAGCAUCUUCACAGUUCUGAACGAGACGAGAGAGAGAGAGAGAAGAGAAGUAACAGCACACUGUGGUCACUAUCAGCAUUCGACGGACCUCUUCUCUGCGUUACACCGAUCAGUACUCUCCAUGGGUUUCUCACUGCAAAAGCCCACCGGAACGGAGGGCAGAACGUGGCCGGCCAUUCUGAUUAGUGGUUUCGUCGCGUUCGGCGGAAUUUUAUUCGGGUAUGACACCGGCACAAUCAGCGGCAUUCUGGCCAUGCCGUACUGGGCCGAGACUUUCUCAACGGGCUACAGAGACAGUACCGGCCAGCUGAACGUCACGGCCAGCCAGUCUGCUGCGAUAGUGUCUAUCCUUUCCGCGGGGACGUUCUUUGGUUCGCUGGGUGCUGCGCCCAUGGGUGACUUCAUCGGCCGCCGUUGGGGACUGAUUGCGUCCAAUGGCGUCUUUGUCGUGGGUGUCGUAUUGCAGACCGCCGCAACUUCCAUUCCACCCUUCCUUGCUGGUCGAUUCCUGGCUGGGUUUGGGGUUGGACUGAUAUCUGCUUUAGUCCCGCUCUAUCAGUCUGAGACGGCUCCCAAAUGGAUCCGUGGGUUUAUCGUGGGUUCCUAUCAGUGGGCAAUUACCAUCGGUCUACUGUUGGCCUCGGUGGUCAACAAUGCCACUCAUAUGCGGGACGAUUCCGGGUCCUACCGCAUUCCGAUUGCCGUUCAGUUUGCCUGGUCCAUUAUCCUGGUCGGCGGAGUCUUGAUCCUGCCCGAGACCCCUCGGUACCUGAUCAAGAAUGGUAAGAGGGAAGCCGCCACGAAAAGCCUCGCCAGACUGCGUCGUUUGCCCGGGGACAAUGCUGCAGUCCAGACCGAGUUGGCCGAGAUCCAGGCCAACCACGACUAUGAGACCAGUCUCGGGGGCUCAAGCUAUAUUGACUGCUUCCGGGGGAAUGUCGGGAUACGCCUUCUGACAGGCUGCCUGCUGCAGGGGCUGCAGCAGCUUACGGGUAUUAACUUCAUCAUUUACUACGGCACGCAGUUUUUCAAGAACUCGGGCUACGACAAUGAAUUCGUGAUCAACCUGAUCAUCAACUGCGUCAACGUUGGCUCUACUAUCCCGGGUCUCUAUGCCAUUGACAAGUGGGGUCGGCGUCCAGUGUUACUGGCGGGCGCGGUUGGGAUGUUCGUUUCGCAGCUACUGGUGGCUAUUCUCGGGACUACCACCACUGGACAGGAUAGUAUGGGUAAUAUUAUCGUGCAUAAUGAUGGGGCACAGAAAGCAGCAAUUGCCUUCAUCUGUCUCUUCAUAUUCUUCUUCGCUGCUUCAUGGGGCCCAGUCGCGUGGGUCGUUACCGGAGAGAUAUUCCCCCUUAAAAUCAGAGCCAAAUCUCUAUCGAUGACUACUGCCACCAACUGGAUCAUCAAUUGGGCAUUGGGAUACUCCACGCCUUAUCUCGUCAACUAUGGCCCCGGAAACGCAAACCUGCAGUCCAAGAUCUUCUUUAUUUGGUCCGGCUGCUGUUUCCUCUGCAUAGUGUUUGUCUAUUUCAUGAUCUAUGAAACCAAGGGUUUGACUCUAGAGGAGGUGGAUGAGCUCUAUAGCGAAGUCAAGUCGGCACGGCAUAGUGUUGGUUGGACCCCAAGCAUCACUUUCACGCAGAUACGAGAUGCGAGUUCAGCGAAGAAUAGCGAGAAGUGUGUGACAGGGGAACACGAAGAGAAAAUAUGA
Molecule: messenger RNA, 1821 nt
Organism: Aspergillus melleus
Lineage: Eukaryota; Fungi; Ascomycota; Eurotiomycetes; Eurotiales; Aspergillaceae
Product: sugar porter family MFS transporter
Exons: 4
Coding region: 229-1821 (530 amino acids)
Biological process (GO): transmembrane transport; carbohydrate transport
Cellular component (GO): membrane
Molecular function (GO): carbohydrate:proton symporter activity
Source: RefSeq, a predicted model, not a curated record